CGCAAUGCAAGAAUGGCUCUCCAUGGUACUUAAAGGGAGCCUGCGAUUGCCCAGCAGGAUUCACCGGUGAAACGUGCCUAGCAUUCGACUGUGUGCAUGGUAUGCUGGACUCGGAGAGCAACACGUGUUCGUGCGACGAUGGAUGGACUGGAGUGCUAUGCGACU
This is a messenger RNA of Sphaeroforma arctica JP610, 165 nucleotides long. RefSeq lists its product as hypothetical. The annotation marks the transcript as partial. NCBI's taxonomy places the organism in Eukaryota, Ichthyosporea, Ichthyophonida. The record is from RefSeq and is a predicted model, not a curated record. The transcript is spliced from 2 exons.